Messenger RNA from Plenodomus lingam JN3, 1221 nucleotides. RefSeq lists its product as uncharacterized. Gene Ontology annotation, biological process: protein N-linked glycosylation; cell wall mannoprotein biosynthetic process. Gene Ontology annotation, cellular component: mannan polymerase complex. Gene Ontology annotation, molecular function: alpha-1,6-mannosyltransferase activity. The record is from RefSeq and is a predicted model, not a curated record. Lineage: Eukaryota; Fungi; Ascomycota; Dothideomycetes; Pleosporales; Leptosphaeriaceae.
AUGCUCGUCGGCAAGGCCUACUCGUGGAAGGCGGCGAGGGCGAGAUGGCCGCCUUCGAGACUGGUUCUACAGACGCUGCGGAAUCCGAGGGUUUUGCUGGCCGUCGCCUUGUCCACCGCCGUGCUCUUGCUAUGGCGAUCAAUGGGAUCUGCGGCGGGGGAGAUGCAGAGAUUCUACUGCUGGGGUCCCUCCAAAGCCCCAAUGUACAUGACGCCCAACGAAAACGAAGAGUGGCACGCCCACCUCAGCACGCCCGUCCUAUUCAACCACCACAAGCCCAUUGAAAUCAACGCAACCGAAAUUCAACACGUCAAUCUCAACGAGAUCAAGUCCACGCCCGACGCAGUGCGCAACAAGGAGCGCAUCUUGAUCCUCACACCCCUCCGCGAUGCCUCCUUCUAUCUCCCCAAACACUUUGAUCUCAUCACCCAACUCACAUACCCCCACGAACUCAUUGAUCUCGCCUUCUUGGUCGGCGACACCAAGGACGACACCAUGGCAGCACUAGCCAAGGAACUCGAGCGCAUUCAAAACAACCCGGAAAUAGCGUUCCACUCUGCGCUCAUUGUCGAAAAGGACUUUGGUGUUGCCAUGUCGCAGACCGUCGAGGAGAGACAUGCGUUUGAAGCACAGGGCCCAAGGCGGAAGGCAAUGGGCAAAGCGCGGAACUACCUGCUGAGUGCGGCACUGAAGCCAGAGCAUAGCUGGGUGUAUUGGCGCGACGUGGACAUUGUGGAUAGUCCGGCCAUGAUCAUCGAGGACAUGAUUGCGCAUGACAGGGACAUCAUUGUGCCCAACAUUUGGUUUCACAGGUACAAGGAGGAAAAGGGGAAAAUGGUUGACAUUGAGGGACGCUUCGACUACAACUCCUGGCAAGAAUCCCCCGAAGCCCUCAAACUCGCUGCCUCCCUUGGAAAGGACGUCGUCCUCGCUGAAGGCUACAAGCAAUUCCCCACCAACCGCAAAUACAUGGCCAAAAUGGGCGACUGGCGCGCAGACAAGGACGUCGAGAUUGCCCUCGACGGCAUCGGCGGCGUCAACAUUGUCGUCAAGGCAGACGUGCAUCGCUCCGGCAUCAACUUUCCUUGCUACGCGUUUGAGAAUCAGGCCGAGACGGAGGGGUUUGCGAAAAUGGCAAAGCGCGCGGGCUAUGGCGUGUUUGGACUGCCGAAUUAUGUCGUCUGGCAUAUUGAUACGGAUGAGAAGCCGGGGAAUGCUUGA